This is a messenger RNA of Anoplopoma fimbria (sablefish), 6296 nucleotides long. It is a transcript of the gene pde3b, whose product is annotated as phosphodiesterase 3B. Lineage: Eukaryota; Metazoa; Chordata; Actinopteri; Perciformes; Anoplopomatidae. The transcript has 16 exons. Bases 23 to 3379 code for a protein of 1118 amino acids. Gene Ontology annotation, molecular function: protein kinase B binding; 3',5'-cyclic-AMP phosphodiesterase activity. Gene Ontology annotation, biological process: signal transduction. Gene Ontology annotation, cellular component: membrane. The record is from RefSeq and is a predicted model, not a curated record.
UCCGAGGAGCCACAGUCGAGCCAUGGCUGCACGGGAGGAAGGAGAGGUUUUGCACAGUAAAAUAAGGCACCACGACGGAGCUGGAAGUGUAAACAGCUCAGAGGGCUUCAGGAACGGCUAUGUGAAGAGCUGCGUCACCCCUCUCAAACAGGACCAUCACAGGGGCUUUCUGGUUAACGUGUGCAGGUUUUGCAACGAAGACAUUCUUAAUUCAAAAGUGUUAAAGGUCUCUGCCCUCUACGUCGGCGCGUUUGUAGCCUUCGCGGUGUCUUUCCUCCUUUCUAGGAGCUUGCAAAGUGACUCGCUUUGGGAUUUGCGGACUUUUCUGUCGGGCUUCUCCCAGUCCAUCAGUCCCUUAUUCAGCAUAGGAUGUGCUUUCUUCUUUCUCACCUUUUACCUGCGGAGGAAAAAGAAGGAGAGCGGUAAAUGUUGGCUGGUGUCGCUGCCGGCGUCGUGUUACCUCGGGGAUUUUUUGGUUUUGCGCUUCUUGCAAUGGGGAGAGGACCAGCACCAGAUGCAAAUGGUGGGCAGGUUGUUAUUCGUGUUGGGAUGCGUGGGUCUGCUCACCCUCAUCCCCACGCUGAAGCUCAAACACAGCGUCCUCAUUCUGGUGUUCGCCAGCGUUGUGUGGCUGGUUUCUUUCACAAGUUUGAGCGGUCUGCCCGCGCUGCUCCGGCCGCUCUUCGCCUGCUUUGCGGGGGUUUCGGGCUCCCUGUUGGGGCUCUGCUUCGACCGCUACUACCCGACGAGGGAAGCGCCGAGUGGGGUUUCCUCCGCGGAGGAAAAGGUCCCGGUGAUCAGACCGAGGAGACGGUCCAGCUGUGUUUCACUGGGGGAGACGUCGACCAGCUAUUAUGGUAGUUGUAAAAUGCCCCGCAGACCUUCGCUGCCCUGUAUAUCCAGAGAACAGAUGAUCUUGUGGGACUGGGAUCUGAAGCACUGGUACAAACCACAGUAUCAGGGUGCAGUGAGUGGCAACGGCGUGGAUCUUUCAGUCAUCAACGAGGCCAGGAACCUGGUGUCGGACCUGCUGAUGGAUUCCUCACUGUCGCCGCCCACCAUCUCGGCCCUGCGCAGCAUCUCCAGCCUCAUGGGGACAUUUUCAGGCUCAUGCCGCCCCAGAGUCAACCCCUUCACCCCCUUCCCGGGUUUCUACCCCUGCGAUGAGGUGGAGGACUCUGUAGAGAGGAGUGACAGGAAGACCUUUAAGACUUCCUUUCCCCAUCAGGGUUUGAGCAGCAGAAACAGCCUCCCCACCCCUCAGCCCAGGCGGAGCUCCACCUCCUCCUCCUCGUGCUCUGGGCUCCCUCCUCUUGACUCCGCCUCCUUACGCUGGGAACGCAACAAUGGCAAGAGACCCCACCCUGAACUCAACUUGACCAGCUCAAGCCUGUCUAAUGGGCCCAAUCCAAACCUGCUCACCAUUCCCAAGCAGAGGUCUUCCUCUGUCACCCUCACCUACCAUGCUGGAUCAAGGAGAGCAGGCGCAUCUCCCAGCCUCAGCCCAGUCACCUCACCGAGCCACAGUCUUCUUGCAGGAGGCACAGGUUCCUUGUCGUCCCUCGUCACUCGAUCGCCCGUGGAGUUCCCAGACACGGCCGACUUCCUGACGAAGCCGAGUGUCAAUCUGAACCUGCACAAGCCCUUGGGAUUCACCCUCAGCUCACCUGAUUUCCAGCAGGCCCUCCGUAGCUCCACCUUCCCUCUGUGCACCAGCUGUGGUCGGCAGAUGCUCAAGGGAUGUUCCAGCGGUGAAACAGGGGAAUCCUAUCAACCAUUUACCAGUGAGGCUCAACGCAGGCGCUCAGCAGGUGAAGGGUUGGAUUUCACAGGGGAGCCUCUCAUCAGGGAGGAGAGCGUGGAGGUGGAGGGGUCUGGGGAUGGGAGGCCAGACGUUGCAGGGAACCAGGGGCAGGCGGAGAAGGAGAAGAGCUCCAGCACAGACCAGCAGACUCAGGAAUCAGAGGGUAAGCAGGAGUUCAGAGUAGAUCCUAUGCUGGAGGACCAUGAGGCUCUCAUGGAGAGGAUGAACACCUGGAACUUCCAGAUCUUUGACCUGGUGGACAGAACAGGAGGGAAGAGCGGAAGGAUCCUCAGCUAUGUGACAUACACCCUGUUCCAGGAUACGUGUCUGUUUGAAAUUUUUAAGAUCCCUGUGAGGGAGUUCAUGACAUACUUCUGUGCCCUGGAAAGUGGCUACAGGGACAUUCCCUAUCAUAACAGGGUCCAUGCUACUGAUGUGCUCCAUGCUGUCUGGUACCUGACCACUCGACCAAUCCCAGGGUUCCAGCAGAUUCACAGUGAGCAUGUGACAGGAAGUGACACAGAUUCAGAUAGUGGGAUCUCUCCAGGCAGGAUAUCCUACGCCUCCUCCAAAAGCUCCUCCAUUUCAGAUGACAACUACGGCUGCCUGGCCUGGAACAUACCUGCCCUGGAGCUCAUGGCCCUUUAUGUAGCAGCUGCAAUGCACGAUUAUGACCACCCCGGUCGCACAAAUGCCUUUCUAGUAGCCACUAAUGCAUCUCAGGCGGUGCUGUACAAUGACAGGUCGGUGCUGGAGAACCACCACGCUGCGUCUGCCUGGAGCCUCUACCUGUCCCGUCCCGAGUUCAACUUUCUGGUCAACCUGGAUCAUGUGGAGUUCAAGCGAUUUCGCUUCCUCGUCAUCGAAGCUAUACUGGCCACAGACCUCAAGAAGCACUUUGACUUCCUGGCUGAGUUCAAUGGCAAGGUGAAUGAUGUGAACAGUCCAGGAAUUGAUUGGACCAAUGAGAACGACAGGUUGCUGGUGUGCCAAGUGUGUAUCAAGCUGGCAGACAUCAAUGGGCCGGCCAAAGUUCGUGACCUGCACCUCAAGUGGACAGAAGGCAUCGUCAAUGAAUUUUAUGAGCAGGGCGAUGAGGAGGCUAGGUUGGGAUUACCCAUCAGCCCCUUUAUGGACCGCUCCUCCCCGCAGCUGGCAAAGCUACAGGAGUCCUUCAUCACCCACAUUGUUGGACCACUUUGUAACUCCUACGAUGCUGCUGGCCUGCUUCCUGGCCACUGGAUUCAUGAAGAGGGAUCAGAUGAAGACCCUGAGGAGGGGCAGGUGGACACAGACACAGAUGAAGAUGAGGACGAGGAUGAUGAUCUAGAGGACGAUUUGGCACCAAAAAGGAGGAAGAGCCGUCGCAGGUUGUUCUGCAGCAUCAUGCAGCACCUGACGGAGAACCACAAGGUGUGGAAGAAGACCAUAGAGGAGGAGGAGAAGAGCAAAGAGCUCGGCAAGCAGCAGCAGCCAGACGGCCUCCUCCCCAGCCUGCCAGCCAGCCUGCCCACCUCCCCGUCAGAUGACAUCCAGGUCAUCCAGGAGGAGGAGGAGGGAGAGGAGCGUCAGUAGCAGAAGGACGAAGGAAAGAACAGAGACGCGUGAAGAAGAAGAAGAGAAGAGGCAGUACAAGGACAUGAGUCCCUCAACCACCUGCCUUUCACUAAAACACAAAGAGACGUGAGAAACACACACACACACAGACAGUUGACAAAUGCACAUAAAACACACGUUGCUCCCUCUCUCUCUCUCUCUCCAUCUCUCUCUGACACGAACACACACACACACAUAUUGAAAGAUUCACUGUGCAGACACUCAGAUGCUUAAGCAGUCACAUUGUUUUUCGGAGAAACAAAAAGGCCUUACUACUGUGAGCGGGUCCUUGCUGCAACGGUGGGAGCCCAACUCCUAUGCACUUUCACCCCAUGGAGAGUCGAGUGCAUCUAAAAAAAAAAAAAAAGCACCAGAACUGAGGAGGAAAGGUGCAGAAGAAGAAGAAGAAGAAGAGUGUGGACGGGGUCCAGCAUUGACUUUCCCUCCAUGGUGACCUGGCUGUGAUGCUGCCUUGAAUACAAAGCGCUUACACCUCCCUUAGGUACAAAACAAUUCCUGUCUAUUUAAAAAUGAAAGUUGAAGGAAGAGAGGAAAAACAAUGAAGCAAGCAACAUCAUGAAGCGAUUGAUACCCUUUACCAAAGCGAACAGUUCAAACACGGAACGACAAGAGACUGAGACUGUUUCAGCCUCAAUGUCAGGUAUAUUUUUGAAUUAUAUAUAUAUACAUAUAUAUAUCAAAUGUGCCUGCCUGAACCUUUACUGAGUCCAUAUUGGCCCAGAGCCUAGGCUUGUGUAGUUCUCUCUCCUUGCUGGCGACACAAAACACUGUAUAAGACUCAGUCACAGAGACAUUACUGAAAUGUUGACUGAUUAAUAGCAUUAUAUCUGCAUCAUUUUUGAUGCUUUUACUCAUGUGUACCACCCGUCUAUUUUUUUUUUGGAAGGGGGGGAUUCUUUAACUCUCCUUGCUUCAUUUUGUUUUGAAUGUGUGAAUAUUUUUGGCGGGAAUGUGAUAGAGAGAAUGAGUAGGGAGAAAGAGAGCACAUUUUUAAUUAUAAGUAUGUAAUUUGUGUGUAUGUUUGUGUGUCCUUUCAGUAAUGGUUGAUUUCUAAUCAGUGAAAUGUCCUCUGGUGUUUUAACAUUGAGAUCAGGAGUGCUGUUUCAAUGAAUGGAUUCUUCAUUUUCCUAUUUUGAUUCUAAAUAUAUUUUUUAAAAAGGUUACUCAGGAUUCACGCAAAGUUGAAUAAUUAUUUUGCAAGAAUUUAUGUCAUUAUUAUGAAAUACACUUUAAAAAGUAAGAAAAUUAAAAUCUGGGUGACUGAAGUAGUUUGUAAUCUCUCAAUGAACAAUUUAACUACAAACAAAUUCAAGCAAUUGAAAUCCUCUGUGACAGAGGAGCAUACAGUAUGUGCUGUCUCUCAGCCAUCCGUGCACUGUUUGCAUAACCUUUUUACAACCUCACUGGAGAAAAGCUUAUCUCGAUUCUUAGCAGACUGAGAACGUCUCUCCUGCAGAAACACAGUUUUGGAGUUCUAUAACAGUUUAUAAGGUCAUUUCUUUUUUCUUCUUUUUUUUUAUUCAAUGUUCAAUCUCAUCAGUUUUUAAGCAAACAGUACAUAUUUAUUCAUCUGUGUUUCAGUCAGCAGGCAAACACGGAUGUUUAUAUAAAUAGAAAGCUCACCCAACUCUCAUUUUCCGCAUUAUUUCUUUGUUUUUGCCAAACCCAUAACUCGGCCAGUGUGUAUAGAAGGGAUCCAGGGUUCAUUUCUCUUUAGUUUUUGUUUAUAUAUAUAUAUAAAUAUAUAUAAACUAGUAGUUCUCUAUUUUUGCCUCAAGAACUCUUGGCAUUCCACUAAAAUGAAAUGUUUUAUGAAAGGGAAGGCAGAAUCUGUGCCUAGCUCCUUUAUCACCUUAUAAAAUCAUAAUCUCUGGAGACAAUGUUAAGUAAGCAGUGUAAAUCAACACAUUACUAUUUAAAGACAAAACAAUAGAUACAGGUGUGCACAUUUUAAUACCAAACAAGUGUUUAGCCGCUGUACAAAAGAGUAUGUGCAUAUAAAAAUAUAUAUUUUUUAAAUAAUCAAAUGAAUGCAUCCGUUUUCUACACGCAGCUGACAUGUUGUACAUUGAAAUCCUGUACUUACCGUUGUGUUUCCAGAGUUUUUAUCUACUUCUAUUUACAGGUGUGGAACUGUGGGGUUUGGUGUUAUGAUUUUUUUUUCUCUUGGUUUCAGCCUCUCGCUGUUCUGUCUCAUAACCACUCUUGUAUUCUUCGUUAUCUCUCUCUAUCACUGUUGUCUCAGUCGACCCAACUCGUGCCAAACUUUACCUACAUACAGUAGUUUGUGGGCUGUGAUAGGCUGAUUGGCUAAAUCUCUCUGGGCUCCAGUACUGUUCGUGCAAGAGAAACAUCUUGAGUGAAAUAUUUCACCAGGCUCAAAGUGGCAGUGAUGGUGGCAAGAGUCAGAGUUAGACUCAGGUCAGAGCCAUAUGCAUUCUGACAACUCUGUCCUCAGUUUUAUUUUCACAUGGACCCAUACGGGAUCAUAAAUCCUCGGUAGCUCCCGACCCGACAUACUCCGGCUCAUUAAGUUGUAAAGGUUUGUUGGCUUCUCACUGUGCAGUCUUUCAAACCACAGUGUCCUCUGAUGAUUGUGCCAUAAAUACAUCUAUGAAUGGUUGUUACCCUUAUGUAGCAUCAAUAUACGUACGUUUGUCUAAUGUAACCAUUCACCCUUAUCUACAUUGUGGGGGCAACUGAUUUUUGUUGUUAUUUAUAGCUGUCAUAAAACACCAUCCCUAAAGUAUCAGACGUUCUCAUUGAUUUUUAUUGGUGUGAGUGUGUGUCUGUAUGAACUUGCAAUAUACUAUAAUAACACUGCCUUUUUUUGUGUCCAUUCCAGCCCAAAUAAACAGAGGAGUAUAUCCUUAAA